Messenger RNA from Cyprinodon tularosa, 4782 nucleotides. RefSeq names its product AT-rich interactive domain-containing protein 3B-like. Gene Ontology annotation, cellular component: nucleus. The coding region runs from base 307 to 2154 and encodes 615 amino acids. The transcript has 9 exons. Lineage: Eukaryota; Metazoa; Chordata; Actinopteri; Cyprinodontiformes; Cyprinodontidae. Gene Ontology annotation, molecular function: DNA binding. The record is from RefSeq and is a predicted model, not a curated record. Gene Ontology annotation, biological process: regulation of transcription by RNA polymerase II.
AGGGAGUUACCUCAGCGCUUUCCGAGACAUGAGAUCGGCUCAUUUACCAGCCUGUUUCCUUACCUGUUAAAGAAGGAAAUCACGAAUUUCAGCAAAGCGAAGGGAAACAGGCAGAAAGACGGAUAAAGCUGGAGAACUGCUCCAGGAAAAAACAAACAAAACUCAACUAAACGCGGCGGAUCGCUCCUUUUUCUCCUUCUACCGGCGGAGCAGUGGGAACCUGAGGGGCGUGCAGGCGUGUUUACAAGUGUUUGAACGAGUGCCAGAGACCAGGAGAAGGAGGAUAAAAGCCCAAAGGAAGGAGGGAUGGUGGACAACUCCAGCAGCGGCAGCAAGGCGCAAAUGCCCAGUAUGUCUCAGGAACCCAGCGUGGUCUUCUCACAGAACACCUCCACAGGGGGAAUGAAGCUGGAGGCAGUGAUGGAGCAGCUCCAGCGCCAGCAGCAGGCCCGCCUGGAAAUGGAGAGGAAGGAGCGGAAGCUGCGAGAGGCUCACAUCAUGUACGCUCAGCAGGUGGCUGCCCAGCAGGCCAUACUGGCUGCAGCCCGGGCUUCCGGGGCCAACUUUAUGGGCAAAGGCAUUACCGGAGGCGUUCCUGCCGGCGGCUUGCCUCCUCGCGUGUCCAAUCAGAGCAGUGUAGACUCAGAAAGAGAGGAGGAUGAGGACAGAGGCCGGGAUUCUGGCGACGAGGACGAUGACAAUGAGAUGAUGGAAGGGGAUGAGGGCAGCGAUACGGACGAGGGAAGCGCCAGUGGUCUGGAGUUCCUCCGCAAGCAGACGUUGGCUCUGCAACAGAGCGCCUCGCGCAUCCCUGCUCGUCCGUUUGCGGGGUACUCAAUGUCGGCCCCCCAGAAGGCCGCCUCCCCGUCCAUUAGAGUGAAGCAAGAACCCGAUGAGGGCCUGUCUCCCGCUGGGCCAAACUCCUCUACCUCUCCUAAUGGACAGGCCGACUGGGGAUUCGAUGACCACUUCAGACAGAAUGGCAGCUCUGGAUGGACAGACGACGCUGACAGUAACAGAGGAAGAGGAGAAGCCUCCAGAGACUUUGCAAAGCUGUACGAGCUGGACAACGACCCCAAAAGGAAGGAGUUUUUAGAUGAUCUCUUCACCUUCAUGCAGAAAAGAGGAACCCCAGUCAAUCGUAUUCCCAUCAUGGCGAAACAGGUCCUGGAUCUGUAUAUGCUCUACAAGCUGGUAACAGAGAAGGGAGGCCUUGUGGAAGUUAUCAACAAGAAGAUCUGGAGAGAAAUCACCAAGGGACUCAACCUGCCCACAUCCAUCACCAGUGCUGCUUUCACUCUGCGCACACAGUACAUGAAAUACCUGUACCCGUACGAGUGCGAGAGGAAAGGUCUCAGCUCCCCGGGUGAGCUGCAAGCAGCCAUCGACAGUAACCGACGCGAGGGCCGUCGUCCUAGCUACAGCAGCAGCCUCUUCCGCUUCUCACCCUCUCCAAGCACGGCUCCCCACAUCCUCUCUCCGCCCAAGAUGCAUCUGGCAGGCCUUGGUGCUGGGACCUCUGUGGCCAUCAACGGCCUUCAGGCUUCUCCAGGAACCUCUCUGAAGAAAGAAGACCUGACUCCUGCAAUGAUGGCAGGGAGACCCCCCAUGGCGCUGUCUCUGGGUCAGCAGCAGGUGGCCGGUUUGGCCAGAGCCGCCACACUGGAGCAGCUCAGAGAAAAGCUGGAGACCAGCGGAGGGGGAGAGGGGCCAGAGAGAAAGAUGGCCCGCCUGGCAGAGGAGCAGCAGCGUCUCAUGCAGCAGGCUUUCCAACAUAACUUCUUGGCUAUGGCUUCCCAAAUGCCCAUGAACCUGCGCUUGGGAGCCCCCACCAUCGCCACCAGAGGUCAGCGUUUCCAAGAAGAGAAGCAGCAGGACAUGUCACUGAGCAUCUCUACCAAUGGCAGUGCUAGCAUCACUGUAUCUGUAGAGGUUAAUGGCACAAUCUAUUCAGGAACCCUUUUUGCCCAGAAGUCCGGUGCUGCACCAGGGACUGUUGUCGCUGCUAGCGCUGCCUCGUCAUCCCCUGCUGGAACCAGCACAAGCUUUGGCUUCUCUGCUCCCCAGGCUCAGACCCUCAGCCCCACACCCUCUUCCACCUGCUCCUCCAAGGGCUCUGGCUCCGCUGAGCUGGCCCCCAGCGGGUCCCCCUAACUCAAGCUUUCUUCCGCUUCCUGGACCGGUUUUCCCCAGCAAGGCCUCAGCAUAAAUAGUUCAACGAGAAACCGAUAAGAAUAAGAAAACUGUUGCACAACAAAUACCUCAACAACCCUGUCAACCUUUUGGCUGUCCAGUAAUGAGCAUAGAGCGUCAGAAUAUCACAAACACACACGAUUCUCUGCAUUUAAUCCACCACACAGAUAGAUAAACACAUCAUUUCUACACUUUUUAAUCCUAGUGUAGAUGCUAAACACAAUCAGCUCAGCCAAAACCCGCUGACAGGCGUAUUCACAACUGAACUUGAAAAGUUUUACCUUUGGGACAUUUUGUUUGUUCGUUGCCAUUUUGUUGUCCUUUUUUGAUUUUGUGUCGUUUUUUUUUUAGAAUGAUUUUUGUUUUCAGUUUUUUUCUCUUUUUACGUACCUCAAAUCAAGUAACCUGCAGUGGUGUCUUUACCUCAGGAGCUGUAGAAUAUUUAACCUGAAUCAACUUUAUUUUUGUAUUUUCUUUGAACGUGUUGCAAUCAGGGGAAGUCGGGUAAACUCUCACCACAACAACCUCAUUUUACAGAGCCUUGACCUCACAGCAAUAGGCCUCCAACCCAGGCCAUUCUGCUCUCUAACACACUGUAGCCUCGGACUGAUGAUGCUGUGGAUCGGCAGAUUAAAUACCUCAUCUCACAACCACUCUCGUUAGAAAGCCUUUAAGCAUUAACCUAUGUAGGAGCAUCUCAUUCAGUUCAAAUAUCCUUGAAAAAUCAUUUAUGUUAUUUAAUUUAACUUGCAUAUUUCAAGCAUUUAUGUCUGUGCAUUUAAUUAUUAUGGCUAACGACUAAUGGAAUAAACUAAAAUUUCAGUUCGUCUGAAAAUUGAAUAUUACAGAAAACCAAUUAAAAUUGAUCUCUAAACAGCAGGAGUGCUCAGUGGUUAAAUUUCCUUUUGCAUGAGUUAGUAUUUUAAUGAUCAGCUUUUUUUAUUAUCCAAGGACGUCAUCAUAGAGCAAAGCCUUUACAAUCCGAAGAGCGUUUUUGCCUUCAGUCCAGCUAAGUAAAACGUAUUUAAGACCUUUAAAAAAAGACAGAAUGGUUAUGGAUAAAUUAAUUGUCUGAAACAUAAUUUUAUUUCUAUUUUUAAGGUUUAAAAAUGAAAAAAACGCUUUCAUAAAAAUAGGUUAUCAAUUAAUAAGACAGGGAUAUUUUUGGGAAGUUAUAUUGGACGGAAAAGGUUUUUUUAUUUACUUUAUAUCCAAAACUAUUAGCUGGGUUUUGAUAUUUUUCUGACAGUGAUUGUGAGCCUCCUGCGUCUCUUGGGCUGCAGGUUGCAGACGGCUGUCUGAAAGGUCCUCAGUGCAGUUUAGGACAGGCAGUUUGGAUGCUGAAGUGAUAAAACAUUCAAUAAAGGAAGUAUUGGUACUAAAGGUGCUGAGAAAAGCCUGGAUAAAACUUGAGAUCAGCAUCUCUGUAAGCUUGUUAGCAGAGGUAGCACUUGUUGGCAAUGUCCUGAAUCCAUCUGUGUGGCAGACCUUAAAGCAUUCACUCCAAAGCUAUAUUCUUCUCAAUUUCCCCCAAACUUUCAGAUGGCUUUUUUUUUUUCUUAUGGUUCAUUAGACCCGACUUUUCAAUAAUAGGCCCGGAUUCUGAACAGCCGGCUUCUUUGGCAAGGCUUUUUGUGGCUUACCUACCAAGGGUGUUAAUAACCAUAGUCUUCCCUAUGGUUUUGUUGGCCUCAGCAUGGCUAUAAAUGACUUCUCUACACUAAAAUAUUAUUGAAUUGGUUUUAUGUAAAUGUCUAAUGAUCUUAGAAACCAUAUAUUUAAAAACAACCCAGCCAUUAGGAAUAAACUGAAAUUAAUUCUUGAAAUAUGUCAGUUUUUUCCAUAAUGUUUCUUAGUAGGAGUGUAAGGAGAAAAAAAAAUCAGUCAAAUAUCGCAAUAUUUCCCUGGAUAAUAUUUACAUUGGUUCAAAAUACCAAUAUCACGAUAUUUUCUUUGAUAUUGCUAAUGAUUUAAAAUGAAAUGGUUUGCAAAUGUGAAAAUAAUUAUAGGCCACCUAAGAGCCUAUUACAACAAGAUCCCUCGAAAUCAUCUAGAGCUCUAUGAUAAAAAUCGUAGUUUAUCCUGUUUGUUAAUCUAUCUAUUAAACUUUUAUCGUGAUUUGUAAUCUAUCGUAUCACCAAAGCCUUGUCAAUUCACAUUCUUAUUAGUUAGUUUAACUUUUGGAAUUGAAAUACUGAAAUAAUUGAUUUUUUUGAGGAUAUUUGUUUCUAUUGAGAUGCGCUUUUAGUUCACUUCCUUACAGGUCCGUCUUUAACGGUUGUAACGCACAAAGUUCGGGUGGAGCAGCAGCUGUGAAAGCCCAGUAGACCCUGAGCUUAUGUCUCUACUCACAGACUUACUGAGGCAUUCCUAAACCCAGCUACAUGGUCCCAUUUCACCCCACCCCUCCAAACAGGACGGCGUCUUCAUCAGUAACUAGUUCCUAGACCUCACACUGGCCUCUCUGUUCUGGAGGGCGUCUCUCUCAGGAAGUAAAGUGACAAACCGCAAGGAAUCACUGUUAAUUUAAAGAAGAUUCAUUAUGUGAAGAAUGCACAAGACUACGUGACUGUUUGAAAGAAAAAAAAA